AAAGCGCAACAGUCCACUGAAUGGAAAUCCCACCGAGACAAAUAUGACGAAGCAAUGCGAAUGUGCCAGGAAAAAAACCGAAAUGUUUUGAACGAUAACAAGGAUGAGGAAUCUGCCAACCUCGCUGGAGUCGCUUCGGGAAAAGGCCCUGGAGAAGCAGUGGGGAUACGAAAAUUCCCAAGGCGAAAAAAUAUACUUUCGAGAUAUCAUAGAUCGCAUCGUCAAAUGGGUGGGAGUUUUCAAGGAUCCGGGAACCCAGUUAGCUGGUCUGGAUCCUACCAAAGCCGCGUCGUUUGUCUGGGGAUUUGUGCAGUUCUUUGUUGAGAGAGCUGUAGUAUACAGUGAAACCAGAGACCUGGCCAUUGAUCAAGAGCCCAUCGCAAAUCUUAUCAGCCGAUAUGCCUUGAUCGAACACUUCUACCUCAACAAUACACCAGGCAGCGCAGGAGAAGUGAACGAUGCAGUCAAAGAGAAAAUAGUAGAGUUGUACUCUGCAAUUAUCCUCUAUCAAAUGGCAGUUUACAGAUUCUGGACGCAGGGCAAAAUUACACAUGGCGUACAGAGUCUGGUGCCUCACGAGCUCAAAGACCUCUCGAGCAACAUCCAAAGGAAGUCAGAUGAGGUCGAGCUUAUUUUGAACAUUAGCGACAGAGAGUUGCUGCACGAGUUGCUCAAGAAUUCGGAGCCAAUCGCCCACAUCGGCAGCCAGCUGAGACGGGUUUUAGACGUGGUGAUGGAUAUUGAGGUGCAAAAAUACUCAGAUGUCUUGAAAUGGGUGUCACCGAUCUUACAUAUGGAUCAUCACCGUUCAUUGUGUCCUAUGGAAGGAACGGGAAAGUGGCUUCUUGAGCACCCAGAUUGAAAGGAAUGGAGAGAGUCGCAGAAACCAGAGCUGUUCUGGCUGCGAGACAAAAUGGGCGCAGGAAAAUCGAAUCUGGUAUCUAUCGUCAUAUCCCAUUUACUCGAAGCAAGC
Aspergillus steynii IBT 23096 is the source of this 973-nucleotide messenger RNA. RefSeq lists its product as uncharacterized. The coding region runs from base 104 to 862 and encodes 252 amino acids. Lineage: Eukaryota; Fungi; Ascomycota; Eurotiomycetes; Eurotiales; Aspergillaceae. The record is from RefSeq and is a predicted model, not a curated record. The transcript is spliced from 3 exons.